Messenger RNA from Drosophila miranda, 1560 nucleotides. RefSeq lists its product as uncharacterized. The coding region runs from base 1 to 1491 and encodes 496 amino acids. NCBI's taxonomy places the organism in Eukaryota, Metazoa, Arthropoda, Insecta, Diptera, Drosophilidae. The record is from RefSeq and is a predicted model, not a curated record. The transcript has 7 exons.
AUGGUCACCGAGCCGAAGUCCGUUGAGCCCAAGGUCAGCACCAAGGAGGCGCAGUGCCAGUCAUCGGACUGCGAGACUUCCCAGCAGGAGCCGGUCUCGCAAGUAAGCAGCCCGAAGGGCGCCCGUGUGGGGAUCUUCAAUGCCGAGGACUUCUUGUCGCGUGCUCAGAUGAACGACAAAAUCAACAACAUCUUGCGCUCGCCCACCAAGCCGCCCAACGGGGUGCUCCAGCGCUCCGUCUACACCAACAACCCAUCGCCGCAAGCAAGCUUGCGUGUCGGCAUGACUGGGGGGCAGCUGUCCCAACGCAAGAGCAACAUCUCGCUGUCCUCCGGCACGGACUCCGUGGGCCACAUGGAUCGCGGCAGCAGCUCCAGUCUCGCUAGCAGCGCCACCGUUGGCACCAACACCAUCACCAGCGGCAUUUCCAAGGAGUGCGCCAAUUACCCCGUCGGCAGUCAGUCGGCCCAUCCAUACGUCCAACUGCCGGGCAUACACAUUUCCAACCCUCCCCAGUACGGGCCAGGGAAUAUGCAGGAAAUAGACGCUGGCAAAAUGGUGCACAACGGCAAGGCACUCACAGGGCGCUACAAUGCCACGCCCACCUAUGGCUUCGACAGCGAGCAGAACUACUGCCUGAAUUCCCAACAGUUGCCGUCUCCAAUGCCCCCUCCACCAUACGCCUUGGCACGCGUGAGCAGCUUCGAGCUCGAGAACCACACACCGCCGGCAUGUCCGGGCUCUGGACCCAUUGCCAUGACGAACGGCACCAUCCAGUUGCGCCUCCGCGAUGGCGUGCGCAUUGACAUGACUCUGGACAAGGCGGUGCGCGUGCUCAAUCAGCGCAGCAUGGUGGCAGUUGCUCUAUCACGCAACUGCAGCAACUCGGCUUUGAUCCACCCCAAUGGACGCAUCUUGCAGAGCGGCGCUAAAGUCGAAAUAGUCACCUACGACGGCAUGAAGGGCAAUAACUUUGUUCGCUAUGCCAAGAUGUGGUACAAGGGUGUGAGCUUCACCAGCGAGGCUUGCGCUCUCAUCUACCUGGUGGACACAGCCGGGACGCGCACCACAACCGACACUUUCACCGAUCUGACCAAGGACUACACCCUGGCAGUGUUCUAUGACGACUCGCGCCAUGGUCCCUCUUAUAUGGCUGAAGCCCAUGACGUGAUUGCCAACUCAGCUUACACCUGUACCGAGGAUGGCACUGAGAUCUAUGACAUAAACGGAUUUCGCAUCACCCAGGCAGCCGAUGGCCUGGUGAAGGUCACUCGUGUGGACAACAAGUGCUUGAUUCGCACCAGUCCCGGCAAUGGAUCGGCCACUUUGACCACACCUGGCAUCCAUUGCACUGCCUCUCUGGGCAAGACCUCGCAUCUGUUUGUUCGUCGCAAUGAGAAGCGCAUGCACUUCUAUGGAUCCUGUUUCAUUGUACGCAACGCCGGACACUCCGCCGGCUUCAAUGAGAACAACCUGCUCAUUGUCUACUGAGCGGCGUUCGUAGUCCGGAGAUAGAAACGGCGCAGUGGUAGCCCAUCCCACACGCACACACUCACACAU